This is a messenger RNA of Verticillium nonalfalfae, 876 nucleotides long. RefSeq lists its product as uncharacterized. Gene Ontology annotation, cellular component: nucleus. Lineage: Eukaryota; Fungi; Ascomycota; Sordariomycetes; Glomerellales; Plectosphaerellaceae. Gene Ontology annotation, molecular function: zinc ion binding; DNA-binding transcription factor activity, RNA polymerase II-specific. Gene Ontology annotation, biological process: regulation of DNA-templated transcription. The transcript has 2 exons. The annotation marks the transcript as partial. The record is from RefSeq and is a predicted model, not a curated record.
AUGGAGAUGGAGGACCACAGGGCGUAUGCCACGGCUGAUGUGCCCCCCGACGUUCGAGCGCCACCCAAGAAACGCAGGCGCAUCGUCAUCUCGUGCACGGAGUGCCACCGGAGGAAGCAAAAGUGCGAUCGCGACCUGCCCUGUGCCAAUUGCAAAGCACGCAAGAAGGAAUCCGCCUGCCGCUACGAAACCAAUGCGCCGACGGCCAAAGAGCGCGGCCAGACGUCCAUCGACAGCAGCAGACCGGGACACAACGGGCCGACGCUGCCACCACUCCAGAGCCUCGCCGCCGCCGCCGCCAACUGGGGCUACUCGCCGUCCGGGGGCUCGACCAUUGGGUUCCUCAAGAAGAUCGAAAGCGCCAACGGCGACACGAGCCUGUCCGCCUCCGCGCCGCCGACCGACGACGAACACUACGCCAUCAAGGAGCAAUACAAGUCCCUCAUCAGGCAGCUCCCGGCCAAGGGCUACAUCGAACGGCUGAUCAAGAUCUACUUCCGCGAGUUCAACCACAACUACUAUCCCCUGGACGAGGACAUCUUCCUCGUCCAGCUGGCGGAGUGGAACAACCUGUCCUUCAACACGCUGUCGUCGUCGGGGCCGCAGGGGCUGUCGCCUGAUCUGCGCGUCUUCCCCGCCCUGCUCUUCCAGGUCCUCGGCACCGCCCUGCUCAUCUUGACCGACGAGCCUCACGAGUUCUACGACCACCUGAAGUAUGCGGGGAGCAUGAGCUUCGAGGACCUGGCUGCCGACUACAGCGAGUCUGGCAUGAGCAUCCUCAAUCUGCUGGGCAAGCGGCACCUGACGCUCUCGGCCGUGCAAACCACCUUUUUGCGGGCCAACUUUCUGAAGCACGUGGGCAAGGUGACAGAAUCU